Molecule: messenger RNA, 912 nt
Organism: Lethenteron reissneri (Far Eastern brook lamprey)
Lineage: Eukaryota; Metazoa; Chordata; Hyperoartia; Petromyzontiformes; Petromyzontidae
Product: fibroblast growth factor 9-like
Molecular function (GO): growth factor activity
Source: RefSeq, a predicted model, not a curated record
CACCACCACCAUCACCACCACCACCACCACCGUGAAGCUCUCACGAUGGCUCCGCUCGCUGUUGCCGCUGUUGCGGCAGGAGGCGUCACCUUGAUGCUGCCUCCCGUGCCGCCCCUCGUCCAGUACCGUGACCAUCUCCUGCUGGUCCCACCUCAAGAUGUCCACCAACACCACCACCACCACCACCAACAACAACAACAUCACCAUCAGAAGCAGAAGAAAAGCCAUCACAACAACAACAACAACCGCCACCACCACCAUCAGCACAACAACAACAACAACAGGAGGCUGGAGGAUGGCAAGGUGGAUGAGGGGUCCCGGGUGUCUUCCCUAGGCGCCCUGCUGGGCCUCAGCGAGGCGUCGUCUCACCUGCCGGGCGGCAUGUUGAGGAGGCGGCAACUCUACUGCCGCACGGGACAUCACCUCGAGAUCCUCGCUAACGGAACUGUACGCGGGACCCGCAGGGAUCACAGCAGAUUCGGCAUCCUCGAGUUCUUCAGCAUCGCCGUAGGCCUGGUGAGCAUCCGUGGGGUGGACACUGGGAGGUUCCUGGCCAUGAACGACAGAGGGGAGCUCUAUGGAGCGACCCGGCUGAGUGCGGAGUGCGUCUUCAAGGAGGAGUUCGAGGAGAACUGGUACAACACGUACUCCUCCAGCCUCCACCGCCAGCGGCCGAGCGGGAGGCGUCUCUACUUGGGGCUCAACCGAGACGGCAGCGCGCGCGACGCCACGCGGACUCGUCGCACGCAGCGGUUCGCGCACUUCCUGCCCAGACACGUGGAGCAGCAGCAGCAGCAGCAUCUGCAGCAGCAGCAGCCGCAGCAUCUGCAACUGCAGCAGCGGCAGCAGGGAGGAAUAGGACCGGAGCCGUUCGUCCGUGCCAGCCAGACAGACAGCAAGUCAGACAGCUAG